Messenger RNA from Periconia digitata, 1667 nucleotides. The record is from the annotation of a GenBank genome assembly. Lineage: Eukaryota; Fungi; Ascomycota; Dothideomycetes; Pleosporales; Periconiaceae.
CUUGCUUCUGGGCCCUCAAUGCCUUGGUCAUGGCAAUCAAAAUGAGUGGCUACACCGGCUGUCGGGGUUUGCCUGCCUGCCCACUCGAGCGCCUGUGCGUCGCCUGCCUGCGUCUGCUUCGAGUAAAGGCGGCCCGUGCUUCAUUUCAUCUCCUGCCGUCCCCCCUUCGCUGCCCUGCCCUGCCCUCUGCUCUGCUCUCCUCCCUCGCUCCCUUCAUUCACCCUCGUUUGUGCCUGUCCGUCCGCACUUUGAUUGACCCACUCUCUCAUCCGCCCAAGCCCGCCCGUCGUGUCGUGUCGUGCCUCUGCCCUCCUGUCACUCCUUGCUUCUCCCAGUCUUUGCACCUUUCCUUUUCUCCUCACCCUCGUUCACUCUGCUUCCAUCGACACACUCUCGUUUGUGCCGCUGCCCAUCUGCCACAUUCCCCCUCUCCACCAAAUCAGGGGCUGUAUCUCGGUUUCACUCCAACCCGGCAUUCCUGUGUCCUACACGACCCGUUUCAACCCAUCCCCAUCUCUUCCUCUACCAUCACCAUCACCACCAUCCAACGCCUGCGCCGUCACUUCCUCAUCUCCCCCGUGUGAACUCGCCGACGUCCUCAACGACUCCCAUCCACGCCGUCCCUCCACACCUGGAUCCGGCCACGGGACGCCCUACGACUCCACGAGCAAAUCUUUUCAUGUGUCUGCCGCCCACCGUCUAGACACACAAACGUUGGUCUUUGCUGGCGAAGCGCCUCCAUCAAUCGUCCAUCUACUCUCCCUAACCCUUCCGAGUCGCCCAUCAUGUUCACCAUCAACCACCUCUCCGCCUUGGUUGCGGCUGCAUCCUUCAUGUCUGCUACCUCGGCCGCUUCCUGGACAUCGUCCUCCGUUCUCCAACUUCCCACACCCACAGCCAAGGCCGAAGGAGCGGCCACCAUGGAUAUGAUCGGGUGCUUCAACAGCAGCGCUCCCCUCGACGACCACGGUCCUGGUACCUUCCAAACCGAUGGCAACUGUCAGCAGAUCUGCCUUGGUUUCAAAAAGCUCGUCCUCGGCUUGUCAGACGGCGACAGAUGCUGGUGUGGAGACAUGUACCCAGCAGAAGACUCAAAGGUUCCCGACACCGAGUGCGAUGUUGGAUGCCGCGGUAGUCCCAAGGAGGUCAUGUGCGGUGGCAAGAGGAAAUGGAAUAUCUACAACAUGAACACACGACCCACCGAACCCGAUUACUUUGUCGAUGACACCCCCUCCUCCUCCUCGGCGUCCUCGAGUGCAGUGGCCCAGAAAACCAGCUCAGCCGCCAGCACAGCAGCUGUUACUCAAACCCAGUCCUCAGCUCCUCCUCCCGAGAACAAGCCAAACACUGCCGGAAUCGCUGCUGGUGUCGUGGUCGGUGUCGUCGCUCUGGCUGGCAUCAUCGGCGGUGUAUUCUUCUACCUUCGUCACAAGAAGAGGCGUGACGUGGAAAACGAGUACCGCAACCGCGCCUCCGUCAACAACUUCGUCUCCGGAGGCAAGAUGCACACAAGCAACUCUUCCAUGACCGAUUCUCGUCUGGAUCCCGAGUUCAUGGCUAGACGGCAAAGCAAUGGCAGCAUUGCUGACAACGAAGAUUAUUCACGGCGGAUAUUGAAGGUGCGUAGUAGUCUCCACUCUUGUAAUCAUGAGAAUCAUAUCAACUGA